UUAAUAGUUGUUAUUUAUUCAAUUUAUUCUCCUCCUACGGAUGACAUUACCCCAGUUAUUGCCUUUUUAGAAGAGAAUCUUCGCAUUAUUGGUAAUAAACACCAAAUCAUCAGUGGGGACUUUAAUGCCCAUUCAAUAGCAUGGGGUUAUACAACAACUGAUCCUAAAGGUCGCCUAUUGGAGGAUUUUAUAUCUUCAAAAAAUUAUGUGCUUUUUAACUCACCAGACUCUGCGCCUACCUUUGAUAGAACAUAUGCUAUUGGAUGGCCUGACUUAACUUUUACUAAAGCAAAUACUGCACAUUUGGUUCAUAACUGGACUAUUCAUGAUGAAAUAAGUUUAUCGGACCAUAAAUUCAUUACGUUUGAAAUAACCAACAAUGGCUCAGUUCCUAUUCUCAUUAGAUAUAAUCUCCCAGGUCGUAAAUAUCGUCAAUUUACGAGAAAAAUUAGAGGAAAAUUGAACCAACUGAGAAGACAACUAUCUUUGCAAACAACUCCAGCUGCCUUGGAACAAUUUACGGACGGACUUGGUUUUAACUACAAUCCAAGAUAUUUGUCAAGAUCUUCUUCCAAGGAAAACAAAUAA
Messenger RNA from Stegodyphus dumicola, 588 nucleotides. RefSeq lists its product as uncharacterized. The record is from RefSeq and is a predicted model, not a curated record. NCBI's taxonomy places the organism in Eukaryota, Metazoa, Arthropoda, Arachnida, Araneae, Eresidae.